Messenger RNA from Zeugodacus cucurbitae (melon fly), 1698 nucleotides. RefSeq names its product WD repeat and FYVE domain-containing protein 2 (gene Wdfy2). Gene Ontology annotation, molecular function: metal ion binding; protein binding. The record is from RefSeq and is a predicted model, not a curated record. The transcript has 7 exons. Lineage: Eukaryota; Metazoa; Arthropoda; Insecta; Diptera; Tephritidae. Bases 144 to 1370 code for a protein of 408 amino acids.
ACUAAGCGUAACCUCUGUGUAGAUUCUAUUUUACAGACUCUUUGUUUAAUAAAGAAAAGAUUUUCGAUGAUUAAUCUAACUAGAGAGGAAUAUAAAGAUUAGGUUAAUAGAAUAUAUAGAUACCAAAUAAAGUUAAUAUUGAAAUGGCUGCUGAAAUUAAGCCGGCUCAACGGAGCUGUGAUGAUCGUUUCAGUUCAGAGAGGAAAUUGGAAUUGCUGAAUAAGUUGGAAGGCAGUGGUGAUGAUAUUAAUGCUGCAAUAUUUAUUCCGGGAGAAAACGGCGUCAUAAGCGUAUCUGAUGACAAAACAAUACGUGUAUGGCUUAAACGUGACUCGGGUCAAUAUUGGCCUAGUAUAUGUGAAAGUAUGCCCUCGGGAGGUACAUCUAUAUUUUAUAACGCGAACGAGAGACAAUUGUAUAUCGGUCAAGACAAUGGAACGGUAACACAAUACAUUUUUUCGGAAGACUGCAAUCGUCUUUCAUUUGUCCGAGAUUAUUUAGCUCAUCAGGGCCGAGUAAUGGAAGUUGUAGUAGCUCAUAUGCUGAAAUGGGUGUUGUCAUGUGGAAAAGACAAAUUAUUCGUAUAUUACUCUACAGAAAAUGGUCAGAGAUUGGGAAGCUACAGUUUUGAGACACCUUGUACAGCACUACAAUUUGAUGCCAUGGCGAAAUAUGCAUUUGUUGGGGACACUGCUGGCCUGAUCACAAUGUUACGAUGUGAUGUACAAGGAGUUCAGUUUAUUAAUACGUUUAAAGGACACACCACGAGUAUUCGAUGUCUAAAUUGGGUAGAAGAACAUCAGUUACUAUUUAGUGGAUCCUGUGACCAAAUGGUCUUUGUAUGGGAUGUUGGAGGAAAACGUGGCACAAUUUAUGAACUGCAAGGACACAAUAAUAAAGUUUCAUCGCUUGCGUAUGCAAAUCAUACGCAGCAGCUUAUAAGUGGAAGUGAAGAUUCGGUUAUUGUUCUAUGGGAAAUGAAUGCGAUGCGGAAAGAAGUACCAGGAUGGGUUGAAAGUAAUAGUUGUCAAUUAUGUCAGCGUCCUUUCUUUUGGAAUUUUCGGGCGAUGAUGGACCAAAGACAAAUAGGUAUUCGACAGCAUCAUUGUCGACACUGUGGAAAAGCUGUGUGUGACAGUUGUUCUGUAAACCGUAUCAAUAUUCCAAUAAUGGGGUUUGAAUUCGAUGUGCGUUGUUGUGAUCCUUGCUAUAAGCAAUUGCAAAGUGUUGAACGUCCUUCAUUGGCCUCGUUCCAUGAUGCGAAACACUCCAUCGUCAAUAUGGACUUGGAUGAGAAUCGAAAGCUGCUAUUGACAGUUGGGCAAGACCGUAUUAUAAAAAUUUGGGAUUUAUCUUCAAUUUGGGCCUAAUAAAACGGACCUCGUUUCAUCUGGAUUUGGUUCGAAAAACAUUAUUCAGGAUUUUAUUCGCUUAUACAAAUUAUAUUAUAUUUAUUAACGAUUUAUCUUUUAUUAGCAUGAAGUUUUAUUCAAUGGAGUUAGUAUAAUUUUGUACAACACAUUGCAUAUAUGUAUGUAUAUUUGUUGCGUGGAGCAUUUACAUAGUAAUUUGCCUACGGUAAUAGAAUCCUGUCGAACUCCAUUUUCAAAAUUUCUACCGUUUUUAUUUACUGCUGUUUUUGUCUGCAUUUAUAUCAUAUAAUGAAUAUUUAAUAAAUGCAUAUGUGGAUUUAUAUUA